AUGUCCACCCUGACCGUCGAUCCGCCAGCUGGAGCCGUACCCGCCGCCGGCGGCAAGACCACCCACACCCUGGCCAACGCCGGAGCCGCCAAGGUCGUCUUCAAGGUGAAAUCGUCGAACAACACCGAGUACCGCCUGCAGCCCGUCUUCGGGUUCGUCGACCCCGGCGGCCAGGCCCCCGUUGAGGUCACCCGCCUCGCCGGCCCGCCCAAGGAGGACAAGCUGGUGAUCGAGUACGGCGAUGCCCCCGCCGACGCCGCCACCCCGCAGGACGCGUUCAAGGGCGUCGCCGCGCCGCAGAAGCUCACCGUGCCCAUCAAGGCCGAG
Messenger RNA from Mesorhabditis spiculigera, 327 nucleotides. The record is from the annotation of a GenBank genome assembly. NCBI's taxonomy places the organism in Eukaryota, Metazoa, Nematoda, Chromadorea, Rhabditida, Rhabditidae.